Messenger RNA from Argiope bruennichi, 5842 nucleotides. RefSeq names its product ankyrin repeat and fibronectin type-III domain-containing protein 1-like. Gene Ontology annotation, molecular function: protein binding. The transcript is spliced from 24 exons. Gene Ontology annotation, cellular component: spindle. The record is from RefSeq and is a predicted model, not a curated record. Bases 229 to 4155 code for a protein of 1308 amino acids. Gene Ontology annotation, biological process: signal transduction; regulation of establishment of bipolar cell polarity; establishment of mitotic spindle orientation. Lineage: Eukaryota; Metazoa; Arthropoda; Arachnida; Araneae; Araneidae.
AUAUAGAUUAAAAGGAUUUCAUAUCUGUUUCGAAGAAAAAAAUUCAGCUUGGACUAUUUUAUGCUGUGAUGGAUAGCUUCGAAAAAGAAAACGAUGCCUUGAAAAAUGAUGUCUUGGAUUAUUGGCUACCAUUUGUCAUAUAAGUGACUUAUUAUAUAAUAUGUAGAGCCAAGACUCUAACUGUAUCAAACUUUUUUAUAUUGUGACCAGUUAGUGAAUGUGUGACAGAUGUGUAGUGAUUUCUCGGUGCAAUCAAGCAUGACUACACAACCUCACUGGUUUCCUAUGCUGGCGACACCAAACAUCCUUACCAUAGCCGAGGAGUGUGAUUGCGUAUGUAAUGAUGAAGGGCUAUGCUGUUGCCACGGCGAGAAAGAUGCUCGGACAAGCUCAUCCAGUGACACACCUGAGACACCUCUUAGGAUGACUCCUGACUUUGAGGAGUUCGAUGGUGUCGACGACAUCUUGGCUGUCAGCCACUUGUCUCAGAAGCCAUCGAUCAAGAAAAGAAUCCCACUGUUGCGUGCCAAGACCCUGCCUGCCAUCAUAACCCCCAGCCUCAGCAUUAUUCAAGCACCUCUCGACCCAGGGACACGAUCGAAGAUACCCACCAUCACAACCACCCUUGAAGUGAAUGGCCACUCCAAAGCAUCCCCUGGAAAAUCUCGCUCAAGAAGAAGCCCAGGUUCAUCAGGAAAGAAAAAAGAAAACGCAGAUGAAAAAUGGCAACUGCUAGUGGACGAUGAAGUCUCUUCUGCAAAAUCUCCUGGGAAUUCACCAAGGAAUAGUUUCAGUUCUACAGGCUCAGUUGCAUCUCAGGCUUCUAGCAGCAAAGAUAACAGGUCCGAGCAUGGUAGUCAAGGUUCACGAGCUGGCCUGGGGAAAUUGGCAAGGUUCCUGACUUCCAGAGAUAAAUCAGUAGCCAGUGACAGGCCUGCCAGUCAUGGAUCCGAUUCCUCUCUCGCGCCGGACAUCGCGUCUUUGCGAAAGGCUAACAGCAUUGACAGCUUGCUCGAAUCUUCAAGUUCUGGUUACAAUCUGGAUAGCAUUGCCCAGAAUGGUGGUGUAUCGCCUGUUACUCCAGGAUCCAGCGGCAAACCUCUUCCAGCAUCGCCAAGUGUCCCCGCCAAAUUGGAAUCGCACAAGAAAGGAAACGGAUCAUCUACUUCACCAACAGUCAGUAAACAUUCCAAAGGAUCUCGCCAAGGAAGUUUGGAAAGAAUUAUCGAUUCUAGUCCCCUCACGAAAGCAGAGCGAAAAAAGCUUGAAAAAUACAAUAAGUUCAAUAUUGAUCUUCAAGCAUUAUUUGCUGCUGUGGAGCACAAACAAUUGGACCGUGCUCGUGGAAUUUUAGAAACAACAAAUGUGGAUGUCAAUAGUGUCAAUGCAGAUGGUUUCACCCCUCUGGAUUUGGCGGUAAUGACCACAAACGUGGCGAUGGUGCAGCUAUUGCAGUCCCAUGGAGCAGCUGAAAGCCCAAAAUUUCCAUGCAGAGAGACCCGAUCCAACCAGCUGCAAACGCUGGUCCGGGAAGCUGGUCGAUGUGUGGAAGAUCUUGGGACAUGCGUUCUCAGUGCUGCUACGAACGGGAGUUUGUCCGCAGCACUGUUAAAGGAGAAAGAGCGUCAGUUGUCGCUAUGGCAACGACGGCAUCAGUUACUGAAAAGGAUGAAGACGGGAUUUGAUCAUUUACGUCCACCUGAUCCACCCUCCAGUGUACAGUUGGAAGUGGUCGGCAACAGAUCGCUGAAAGUAAAAUUUUGUGCGCCAGAGACAGCCUACCAAGAGAGCAGCAUUGUCACUAAAUAUAAAGUGGAAUGGAGCUGCUACGAGGACUUCUCCCUGCUGGCGGGAUCUCGAGAGAUCUCGGACGUGCAGAAGCUGGAGCUCAUGAUUCCGGACCUGACCCAGGGCAGCACGUAUUUCGUGAGGGUUGCUGCUGGGAACGUCAAAGGAUUCAGUUCCUGGAGGAGCGCAUCGCCCUUGUCCGCCACCCCUUCCAGUUGGCGGGACGUGGAAGGCAAAGUUCCUCGUUCUUCAGGUCGUUUAGGCAAGUUAGACGAUCUCUUUCACCAAAUCAUCAAUUCUCGAUCUGGACAUGCGAGUGAAAUUAAAGAUUUAUCGGAAACACCUCAGCAACAAAGACGGCAAGUACGGAAAAGCAUUAAACACCUCUUCACUUCAGCUCCAAAAUUUCAGAAGAACAUGAAAAGAGGUGUGUUUUUGGCUUGUCUAUUAUAUCACGAAGAUAGGAUUAUAGUAACUGCUGAAGAUACUUUACCGAUUUUGGAAGUAGAUGAAACCUAUCCUUCUCCUCUACAUACCGAUUUUCAUUGGCUCAUGAAGGUGGCUUGCACUUGGGAAGAUGUGAAGACAUUGAGACAGGAUAUGGAGAAGAGUCAUUCUUCUUCCAACGUCCACUUCCGAAGCAAGCUCUUGCAGGCUGCAGAACAAAUGCAGAGUGCUCUAGGACUGCAAGACUUAGGACAGUUGUACUAUUUGCCUUUGAAGGACAGUGAAGGUACAACAGUCCUGUGUACCGUCAAGCACAUUCAAGAUCCCAAGACGAUGGUCACCCUUUCGGUGAGAUGGCUACCUCUGUAUAAAAUACAAAGAAAAAGAGCGAACAAUUCUGACAGCAACGGAGACAACCCAGGAGUGAAUGAUUUGCUCUUGGACUCAUUACAGGAAAUGAUUCUUUAUAGUCAAGUUAGCAACAAGCCCCUAUCCAGGGGCCUGUAUGUGGGUUAUAUGAAAUUAAAGAGCUCGGUGGAUGCCAUUCGUGUGGUCGUGCCACGGUUGAUACCUAAUGUACUACCUCAUGCAAAAAUAAGAGACAACCCUCACGUAUCUUGCGAAGAAUGGCAGUGGUUUAAAAGUCUUGCAAGUGGAAGUUUACCAGUCGGACCAACAGAAAUUCAAAUGAAAUUUCAGAAGGCUCUAUCAUUGGCAACAAAACAAUUGCUGACAGAACUUGACAUUCCAGAAAAUGUGAUAGACUUGCACAGAUAUUACGAUGUGGAGGUUAUCGAGCUAAGUGAGAAUGUCUCAUUUCUGCUUGUGCUGCCACCUGUGGAUAGUGUAUGCUCAGUACCAGGACAGUGUGAUGAAAUUACUUCGAGACCAGACUGCAUUCCGCUUCCAAUACAAAUAUUCGAAAUGAUUCAUAUGACUACUUAUCAACCAAACUUCAUCAUGCGGUAUUCCAGACUUUCUUCAAUAUUAGAAAUGGACAACAUGCUUGCCCAUCACGCUCACAGAGAGGCAUUUUCAUCAACAGAAUUAUCUGAGGCAAAAUCGCGUCUGAAUCAACUGCAAGAAUUUCAAUCUCAAGUUGAUAACAUGUGGAGAGCUAUUCGUUGGAUCAUGGAUGUCCUCACAUUCGCUCGCGACAAGCAAGGCUCCAACGGCGUUCUUCUCAAGGAUAUCUGGACGAACGCAUCCAGUCCCGAUUCUCCGAGAAUCAACUCCCCUGAACAAGUUAAAGAAGUCACGGAAAGCACACGCACCAGUCCGGCACCCUCAAUGAGACUCCUCGACACCGAGAAGCGACAGAUACGUCGAUGUUCUUCGACAUCACGACUACAGAUCAGUCGAACAGAUUUGGCAGUUGACAUCAUGAACUGCAAAGCCCAUAGUGCGGAGCGUCUAGGCGAUUCCACCAGCCGGAGUAGUAUUCGCAGUUCAUUUGCUGGUAGUCUCAAAUCGUUCUCUUCGGUGGACAUUGCAGUCGACCCCAAAGAACACUUCUCCAGCAAUGACGACGAGUUGGACAGAGUGGACGUUGCAGAAACGUCUUCUAGACCAUCCUCACCAGUUGCCGAGAGUGAGUCAGAGAUCCGAGUGUAUGCUGACUACGAAACUGGUCUGGCCAGUGGCUACAGUGUGAAGCUCUCUGUAAAUCGACUGACCACUGCAAGGGACAUUGUCGAAACGAUUGUAAAACAGAUGAAUACUGGAGUCAUGGUGAAAGGUAAACAGGGACCUAUUUAUGAUGAGAGUCAGUUCCACACUUUUUGUUUGGUGGUCACAGUUGGAGCGAGGGAACGAUGUUUGAGUGACGACUUUCAUCCUUUGGAGUUGCAAGGUCCGUGGCUGAAGGGAAAACUGUCUGUUCGCCGGAAAAGCACACCCUUCAAUAAUGGCGCAGACUAAUUUGGGACAGAAGUUAAGAACAGAGCUUCCCAAACUGUUUUUCUCUGAGGAAAUGAUCAAAUAAACAAUCCCAUUUCCUAUAUGGUGUUGUGCGCCACUUCUGUGCGUCCACAGGUGCAGGAAUAUUAAAGGAAAAUCGACUCCAUCAAACUAAUUCGUGCACAAAGAGAAUUAGAUUUUAUUAAGAGUUCUUGAGAGUAUCACUUGUAAUAGAAAAUUAGUUUUCUUAAUAUAAAUCUGUCGUUUCAUGAGAUGACUAAUCGAUUUGGCACAUGUGUUUAAAAUGCUUUUGCUUGUAGCAUCUGUGGAUGAACAGUCUGUAUUGUGACAUUACAAAUUAUGUACAUAUGUAAAGAGUUAAUGUUUGUAAGAUAUAUUAAAUGUUUGUAACAAAUCUCUAUUACGGUUCCUUUUAAAGGAUGUUGUGUUCUUCGAAUAAUUUGUUUCGUUCACGUUUCUUAUGAGAAAGGAAAAUAAAUUGUGUUUAUACAUUGAUACAAAUUUCCAAUCAGUUUUAUAAAACCAUGAUCGACUUGAAAAAAUAAUAUGCACCAGAAACCUCUCAACAGUCGUCUUAACCAAGAUAAAUGUAGCUUGCUCAUUUUGUGCACUAGGACAUGACUAGCAGAUUCUCUUAAGAAAAUAUAAAGAUAAUGUGUAUUUAUAAUUCACAUCUUGUACUACAAUAAAUGUAAGAAGUUUUUCCAUUUUAAAACACAUUUCUGAUUAUUAAGAUGAUUUGUGAUAUAAAGUUCAUGAUGUCAUUUGAGUAGAAAAUGUAUGCUCUCACUAUACAGACUAUUAUCAUUAAUUGAAAAAUACAAGAACGAGACAUCAAUUAAAAAUGCUCACUUGACUCAUCAAAUCUGGACCAAAUAAAUCUGCUUUUGUAUUUCUUUUUCAAGAUGCAAUAGAAUAAGUAAACAAAUAAGUUUGGGAAACUCUGGCAGUGACUGUAUGAUAGCACAAUAAGUGGUUCGUGAUAUCAAUGCCAAAUUUUUUCGAAUCUGUUCAAUAUGUAAUUCUUAGCUAUUUAUUCGAUUAUUAGUCACGUGGUUCAUAUCUUUUUGAACAUAACUUAACUAGUUAUUCUCCAUACUUUAUAAGUAUUAUCAUUUCAUGUAUAAACAUUUAUUUAAUUUUGCAUUGCAUACACUGUAUAUUGAUUUUUCACUAUUAAUUAGAUUUAGAACCAUCAAGCAUGUGUAUGAUUUUAUUCUGUGAUAGGUCUGUGUAUGUCUUGAAACAUUGGCCAAAUAUAUGUGCACUGCCUAAAAAGUGCUUGAUUCCUAAUGUGGAAAAUAAAAAGAAAAUAGAUUCUGAUAGAGUAUUUUAAUGCAUAUAUGAUUUAUAAAUAAUUAAUACAGAAAAUUUUGUAACAGAAAUUGAUGCAGCAUUAGGUAAUACUAAAUGAAACAAUCUAGAAUCUUGAAUUCAUAUAUUCAAGUGAUUCAUAGUAUUUUAAAUGCAAACAUUUAGAAUUCUGAAAAAAGGAUUGCAACUAAAAUUAGUGCUUAGCAUUUAUAAAAACUUAUUCGCAAAAUACUUUUUUAAAUGAAGAAAAUCUCGUACUGAAAUUUUAAAGCCAUCCAUUCAAUAUAUUUUGCUAUGAAUCAAAAAUCUGUACAGCUUGAAAUUGUUUAAAUAUAUUUCCUGGAAAAUUUGUAACAUUGCUUCUUAAUAAAGU